Messenger RNA from Saccostrea cuccullata (small rock oyster), 540 nucleotides. RefSeq lists its product as uncharacterized. NCBI's taxonomy places the organism in Eukaryota, Metazoa, Mollusca, Bivalvia, Ostreida, Ostreidae. The transcript is spliced from 2 exons. The coding region runs from base 26 to 421 and encodes 131 amino acids. The record is from RefSeq and is a predicted model, not a curated record.
UCAAAAAGAGAAUGAGUCAAUUGUAAUGUAUGCUUCUCGUAUUGAAGAAACCAUUUGCAAAGCUAUACAGUUUGGGUUCAUAGACGAAAUAGCUAAAGAUGCCAUGUUAAGAAACAAAUUCUGGACAGGUUUAGCUAGUCAGUCUUUGAAAAAUUCAACCAGACAUUUGUAUGACUCUAUUAAAGAUUUUCAAUAUCUUCUUAGGGAAAUCCGAAAAGUGCAGCAGGAGGAAGCACAUACAAGUACUCGGCAACCGAAAUCCAAGUCAGCAGCAGUUCAUGCAGAGAGAGCAGAAGUGACAGAGAGUCAAGAAGACAUGAAGAAGGAACUUAGAGUCUUGAUUUCAAAGAUGGAAAGGUUUUACCGGGUAUUACCGGCGCUUUAUCAGAGACUAUGCCAGAGUCGUUCAACCGCUGAAUGAGUUACUGGUAGGACACCCAACAGCAAAGGGAAAGAACCAAGGAAACAGAAAGAAAGUACCAUGGUUAUGGGGUAAGGAACAACAAUUUGCUUUCGAGACACUUAUCAGUAAGUUGACCA